AUGGAGGCGGCCCCGGCCCGGUACCAGGCCCGCUACCAGCGCCUGGGGGCCAGCGACAGCGACGGGGAGGAGGCGGUGGAGCUGCGGGGCGGACCGGACCGAUCCUCGCUGCAGGCGCUGCUUCACCAGUACCACCGGGAGACCUGCGCCCGCAUCUCCUCGGCCCUGGUGCUGCUGGCGCUGGCCUUGGCCUUGGCCUUUUACCAGAUGACCUCCGGGGGCUCCUCGCGGCUGGGCGGCGCCCAGGUUCCCAGGCAGGACGGUGGCGCCGGGCAGAUGGGGGCGCAGGAGGAGCCUGGAGACAUCCCAUCUGCGGCUCACAUGCAUGCACGGGGCGUUUACCAUCAUGCCACCCUCAUCACCAGCUCAAAGACCUGCUCCCGCCUGGGCAAGGACCUGCUGGUGGCUGGCGGGAACGUGGUGGAUGCCGGGAUCGCAGCUGCGCUCUGCCUGGGGCUGGUCCACCCGCAUGCCGGGGGGCUGG
This is a messenger RNA of Terrapene triunguis (Three-toed box turtle), 484 nucleotides long. Its product is annotated as glutathione hydrolase 6-like. The transcript has 3 exons. NCBI's taxonomy places the organism in Eukaryota, Metazoa, Chordata, Testudines, Emydidae. The annotation marks the transcript as partial. The record is from RefSeq and is a predicted model, not a curated record. Gene Ontology annotation, cellular component: extracellular exosome.